GCGAGGCCAUGGCGGGCAAUGCGAGGGGGGAGCGUGGCGGGUCGGGGUCGAUGCGGGGCUCGGUGGGUGCGGCGGGGCUGCCCGGGGCCGGGGUGCCCCGGGUCGGAGCGGUCGCUGAGCGCCCCGGCAGGCCCCCAGGACGCCGCGUGCCCGUCCCCGCGGUGCCGCCGCCCCGCAGCGAGGGACGCGGCCGCCGUACGCUGGUUCCACGCCGCCAACAGCUUUGCCCGAACCGUCCGAGCCGCCCGCAGUGAUGUUCACAUGAUAGAAGCAGAUGUUCUUCUUCGUGGUGGCAAGGGAGGAAGUGAAGACCCUAUCAUGGCUCAUCCACCUGAAACAGACAGUGACAUCACAUUGGAGGAAUGGCUAAACGAGAUCAUCCACACAGAUAAAGGCAUCAAGCUGGAUUUUAAGAGCCUAGAAGCUGUACGGCCUUCCAUGGAGCUUCUUGAACGCAUGAGGCAGCAUUUGAGGCGACCUAUUUGGAUCAACGCAGAUAUCCUAGAAGGACCUAAUGGAAGUAAUGCAGUAGUGGAUGCAAAAGGGUUUCUCGACACUGUCACUUCAUUUUUCCCAGAUGCAACCUUAUCACUGGGAUGGACAACUGGCUGGCAUCCUGACAAACAGAAUAAAGGCUAUGAUUGGACAAUGGUGAAAGAAAUGGCUCAGAUAUGCAGUACGCUUUCCCAGCCUGUAACUUUCCCCGUGAGAGCAGCAUUAGUUCGACAGUCAAUAUCUGAGCUGUGUUGGUUAAUGCAGCAGUCGGAUAGAUACAGCCUCACUGUUUGGACAGGAAAUGAAGAUCUAUAUUCUGUGGAAGAUUUGCUUUACAUCCGAGAAAGCUUUGAUAAAAGUAGGGUUUAUUAUGACAUCUUAGAGCCGCAAAAUUCCGAAUUCAAAAAAGCCAUAGGACUAGAAUCGUAAAUACAAGAUGCUGAAGAAUUUGGUUCCAGCACCAGAUGUGUGUUGUCUUUCUCACAUCAGCAGUAUCUCUGCAAUUGCACCAGGAAGCUGUAUUUGAACAUUCCAAGUUCCCUUGUGCAGAGCGAAGUUUGUAUAAACCUCAGCUUAUGCAGCCCACUGUCAGGAAUUUAUGUUCUUGAUGAUGAAGAAGACAGAGCUAGGAGCCUAAUUGUGAUUCCUCUCAUUGUUACCUUGUUCAAUUGUUCAAAUUAAUUGUAGUAGCAGAAAAAAAAUUUGCUUAUGCAAAUUCAUAAUCUCAAUGGGGAUCUGGUAGAAUUAAAAUGUGUUUUUAAAAGGUGUUUUCAUUAUUGUAUUCUUAAAAUGUAUGCAAAGGUCAAGUUGGUAUUUUAAAAUUCACCAGCUUUUGAGAGAGAAGGCCGUAACUCCUGCUGUCUGUGGCUUGUGAAAGUGAUCAAAAUUGCUAAAUGAUUCCUUCGUGGGAAAACAUACAGGAAUUACAGUUCAUCAGCAUGCAUCUGCAUCUGGAUUUCAGAAAUUUGGGAAUAAACUGGACUGUAUGCGAUUCUAAAGCAAUGCCUUCACUGUUCAGUUUAAGAUCAUAGUAUGUUGUUUAAAUAGUAUGUUGUUUAAAUGUUUUGUCUUGCCUGGGACAAUAGCUCUGGAUUAUUGUUAACGCCGCAGCGUGGUGCUGGCACAAGAGAUGCUGUCUUUAUGAAUUAAUUCAAAAUAGUGGUUUUGACGUCGUGUUAAUAACUCUGAGAUCUCUGGUGCCUACUUCAGCGUUGAACUUUUAACACCUUGGCUUCCUGAACCCCCACUUAGAUGAGCUGUGUGGCUAAGGCAAGGCCUGCGUUCUGCUGGGGGUUGGACGAUACCUCCAGAGGUUGCUUUCUGCCCAGGUGUUCUUAUGAUUUAAUGAGACAUUUCACUUGCUGCAUCGUACGUACUACCACAGAGGAUUAGUACAGAUGCAAAGGGAAUUGUAAGUAACUCUUCUGUAAUUCCUGUAGUUUGGUUAUUGCAAGCUUAACUUUCAUCUUUGUUGAGCUUUAACAGAUACUUACAAGGAAUUUUUUUAAGUAAAGAAUUUCCACGAAGUAACUUGACUGCUCCUGUCCUUGGUUCUGUUGUCCAUUCUGUACCAGCAAAAAGAAGCAGGCUUAUGUUUUAAUUGUGUGAAAUGCUAAAGCCAGGGACAUUCCUAGGGGGUCUGCACUUUCUUCCAACCAGCUUACAAGCAUUGUCAACCAAGGAAAUGCCUGUCUCAGGUAACAGGUCUCCUUCCUUGAAGGACAGGAGUUUUGCAGGAAUUUUGCAUACAUUUUAAAAUAAAGUCAACCU
Molecule: messenger RNA, 2265 nt
Organism: Cuculus canorus (common cuckoo)
Lineage: Eukaryota; Metazoa; Chordata; Aves; Cuculiformes; Cuculidae
Gene: FAM151B
Product: family with sequence similarity 151 member B
Source: RefSeq, a predicted model, not a curated record